Molecule: messenger RNA, 9203 nt
Organism: Pygocentrus nattereri (red-bellied piranha)
Lineage: Eukaryota; Metazoa; Chordata; Actinopteri; Characiformes; Serrasalmidae
Gene: rictorb
Product: RPTOR independent companion of MTOR, complex 2b
Exons: 39
Coding region: 41-5266 (1741 amino acids)
Biological process (GO): positive regulation of phosphatidylinositol 3-kinase/protein kinase B signal transduction; TORC2 signaling
Cellular component (GO): TORC2 complex
Molecular function (GO): protein serine/threonine kinase activator activity
Source: RefSeq, a predicted model, not a curated record
UUCCGCGCGGUUUCCGGUGUUGUGAAUUGUCUCUGGAAAGAUGGCGGUUAGCAUCCGAGCUCGUCCUAUCCGAAGCAUACGGAUGCGAGGUCGGAAUGACAGUGGGGAGGAAAAUGUACCGCUCGAUCUGACUAGAGACCCUAAAGAUAACUUGCGAGAGAUCCUCCAAAAUGUGGCCAAACAGCAGGGUGUUUCCAACAUGCGUAAAUUGGGUCACCUGAACAACUUCAUUAAGCUACUUUGCAAUGUCGGCCAUUCGGAAGAGAAGUUUGGCUUUACCUAUGAUGAAAUCAUUAUCUGUCUCCGAUUGGCUCUACUUAAUGAAGCUAAAGAAGUACGGGCAGCAGGUCUGCGAGCUCUCCGCUACCUGAUCAGAGAUGGCGCUAUCCUCCAGAAAGUUUUCCGCUUCCAGGUGGAUUACCUGAUUUCCAGGUGCAUUGACAUUCAGCAGAGCAAUGAGGUGGAGCGGACCCAGGCACUCCGACUGGUGAGAAAGAUGAUCACUGUGAAUGCUCAGCUUUUCCCAAGCUCCAUCACCAACUCCCUCAUCGCUGUAGGCAAUGAUGGCCUGCAGGAACGUGACCGCAUGGUGCGGGCCUGCAUUGCCAUCAUAUGUGAACUUGCACUGAAGAACCCGGAGAUUGUGGCUCGGAGGGGCGGUCUCAAAACCAUACUAAAGAAUGUGAUUGACUGCCAGCUCAGCCGCAUUAAUGAGGCUCUGAUGACCACCAUCCUGCACCUGCUCAAUCACCCUCAUACACGCCAGUAUGUGCGCUCUGACGUCGAGCUUGAGCAAAUCCUGGCACCGUAUACAGAUUUCCACUACAGACACAAUCCAGACACUGCAGAGGGACAGCUCAAGGAAGACAGAGAGGCUCGGUUUUUGGCCAGUAAGAUGUCUAUUGUAGCUUCCUUCCGCUCAUGGUCUGGCAUCAUUAACCUGUGUAAGUCAGGCAGUUCUGGCAUCCAGUCCCUCAUUGGCCUACUCUGUAUACCAAAUAUGGAAGUGAGGAGAGGCCUACUGGAGGUGCUGUAUGACAUAUUUCGCCUUCCCGUUCCCAUAGUUACACAAGACUUCAUUGAAGCUCUGCUUAGUGUUGAUCCCAGUAGAUUUCAGGACAGUUGGAGGCUGUCAGACGGCUUUGUGGCCUCAGAAGCAAAAAUUAUCCUCCCUCAUCGGGCACGGUCAAGGCCUGACUUAAUGGAUAACUACCUUGCACUUGUACUCUCUGCCUUCAUCAAUAGCGGACUUCUAGAGGGGCUGGUGGAAGUAGUCACAAGCAGUGAUGACAACAUUUCAGUCCGUGCUACCAUCCUCUUAGGAGAACUCUUGCACAUGGCCAAUACCAUUCUCCCUCACUCCCAUAGCCACCACUUGCAUUGCCUUCCUACACUCAUGAACAUGGCAGCCUCCUUUGAUAUCCCUCAAGAGAAGCGGCUACGUGCGAGUGCGGCAGUGAACUACCUGAAGCGCUUCCAUGAGAAGAAGAAGCGAGGCCCCAAGCCCAAUAGCCUUUAUCUGGACCAUAUUGUCCGCAAGUCAGCUGCUGCCCACUAUUGUCGAGAGCAGCACCUGCGACCCCAGAAGGAUAUCUAUGUGAUUAAGGACACUGAGGAGGCAUUGCUGAUGAAUCUCAGAGACAGCCAUAUUCUCAAUCACAAACAAAACCUGGACUGGAACUGGGUACUUAUCGGUACAAUACUGAAGUGGCCAAAUGUUAAUUUGCGCAGCAGCAAAGAUGAACAAAUGCACAAGUUUGUGCGGAGGCUCUUAUUCUUCUAUAAACCCAGCAGUAAACUAUAUGCUGGCCUGGAGCUGGACCACAGCAAGGCUAAACAGCUUACCGUGGUUGGCUGCCAGUUCAUUGAGUUCCUGCUGGAGUCAGAUGAGGAUGGGCAGGUAUAUCUGGAGGACCUGGUGAAGGACAUUGUACAAUGGCUGUCUUCAUCAUCUGGGCUGAAACCGGAUCGUAGCCUACAGAGCAAUGGUCUCCUCAACACUCUCAGCCAACACUACUUCCUCUUCCUGGGCACUCUGUCUGCCCACCCUAAUGGUGUUAAGUUGUUGGAGAAAUGCGGUGUCUUCCAGUGCCUGCUGAACCUGUGCUCCCUGAAGAAUCAGGAUCACCUAUUGAAGCUGACUGUAUCCACACUGGACUACAGCAGAGAUGGCUUAGCACGAGUCAUCCUUUCCAAGAUCCUCACUGCUGCAACGGACAACUGCAGGCUUUAUGCCACAAAGCACCUGCGAGUGCUGCUCCGUGCCAAUGUGGAGUUCUUCAGUAACUGGGGCAUCGAGUUGCUGGUCACUCAGCUCCAUGACCGAAACAAGGCCAUCUCUAUGGAGGCUUUGGACAUACUGGAUGAGGCCUGCGAGGACAAGGCGAACCUCCAUGCACUUAUUCAAUUGAAGCCAGCACUAACUCACCUAGGGGACAAGGGUGUGCUCUUGCUUUUGCGGUUCUUGUCUAUUCCAAAGGGUUUUUCCUACCUCAAUGAGAGGGGCUAUGUCAGUAAACAACUGGAGAAAUGGCAGAAGGAAUAUAAUCUAAAGUAUGUGGACCUAAUAGAGGAGCAGUUAAAUGAAGCACUCACUACUUACCGCAAACCAGUUGAUGGGGACAACUAUGUACGACGGAGCAACCAAAGAAACAGGUUGCAAAGGCCAAAUGUAUAUCUACCAGUGCAUCUGUAUGGUCAGCUUGUGCAUGAUAAGACAGGUUGCCAUCUCCUAGAAGCUCAGAAUGUCGUACCAGACCUGAGCUAUACGGUGCGCUCCCCAGUGCUGGACACGUGGGAAGGCAUCAAACAACUUAAAGCUGCUCUGUGGGCCUUGGGUAAUAUUGGUACAUCAAACUGGGGUCUUAACCUGCUGCAGGAGGAGAAUGUGAUUCCAGACAUUGUGGCUUUGGCCCACCACUGUGAGGUUCUCUCUAUUAGAGGGACUUGUCUAUAUGUGCUGGGUCUGAUCUCCAAGACAAAGCAAGGAUGUGAGCUUCUGAAGUUGCAGGGCUGGGAUGCGGUGAGGCACAGCCGUAGGCAGCAGUGGCCUGUGGUGCCUGAUGAAGUGGAGCAGCAGCAGCAGCAGCUGCCGCCACCUACCCUGCUCUCCUCAGUUCCCAGCACCCUAAGCCUCAACUCAGAGUCCACUAGCUCCAGACACAACAGUGAGAGUGACUCCACCCAGCCCAGCAUGUACAUUUUGGAUGAUGAUAAGUUAGAGGGUUCAGAACUGUCUGAAGACCAACCCCUGUACUUCAGGUCCAAGCUCCUAAAGGACCGCAGCCCCUUCACCAUCUUGGCCUCCAGUCGCUUCGUCCGCAACCGCUUUCUCAUCUCCCUCUCCGGCAAGAAGCUGCGCAGCACCAGUGACCCCAAAGGCAGCGGUAACACUGGCAGCAGCAGCAAGCUCAACAGUGACCCAAAGCUGGGAGGCCUUCGGAGGAACCGCACAGUCACCGAGCCCUCCGUCUACUCCCCUGGCCAAGGGGACGUUUUCAGCCCUGUAUUUACUGACGGCCUGCCCAAAAGCCCCUCAGUUAGCCUGGAGACAUCCUUUGUGGGAAGCAAGUCAGCAGACCACCAGGGUAGCACACCCAGCAUUGCAGAGGGGGAAGUGCGUGUGCCUCGGGCCUCAGAGCGGAGUUCAGCAAGCGGGGAUGGCCAGCGUGAACAGACCAGCCGAGAGAGGCUGGCAGGUGACAGCUCCUCCUCUGGAGGUGGAGGUCAAUUUAAAAGUCGCAGCCAGAGCUUUAACACUGACACCACAACCAGCGGCAUCAGCUCCAUGAGCUCGAGCCCGUCCCGAGAGACGGUGGGUGCUGUGGAUUCUUCCACUAUCGACACGGACUGCGUCAGCCUCAAUACUGUCAUCAGUGCCCAGACUAUCAAAACGCUCCAUUCUCUCACUCCCCAGUCUAACCACCUGCCUCUGUCAAAGUCCAACUCUGUUCUACUGGUUCCCCCGGGCUCCUCUCACACUCUGCCCCGCAGGGCUCAGUCACUCAAAUCCCCUUCAGUGACCACCAUCACAAGCCUAACAGACUGCAGCUUCAUGUACACCAGUCCUAGGGAUGCGCUGGGGUAUGCUACUCUCAAGCGACUCCAGCAGCAGCGCAUCCACCCCUCUCUCUCCCACAGUGAGGCGCUGGCCUCACCCGCCAAAGACGUACUCUUCACUGAUGCCAUCACCAUGAAAACUGGCAGUCUGGACUCCAGGCUCACUUCACGGAGGUAUUCAAAAAAGCGCUUCAGCUGUCUGGGCCAAGGCUCAGGCGGGCCCCGUCGCCGAAUUCUCCUGCCACGGUUUCUGAAGGCUCUGAGCUUUGCAUCUUUGGAUAAGGAGGAUCUGUUAAGCCCCAUCAGUCAGACCACUCUGCAGCGCUCAUCCUCUGUACGCUCCAUGGUGUCCAGUGCGACCUUUGGAAGUUCAGAUGAUUACAUUGGUCUUGCUCUCCCUAUGGACAUCAAUAAUAUGUUCCAAAUAAAAGAGACUCCAUAUUUCCAGAAGAGGACGAGUCCACCCUCAGAGGACAGAUCGGCAAAGUUCUUCUCUGGAGACUCUGAUGGUCCCAGUGAGGGCUCACGGCAUGGUAUCCUGAAGUCUCAGCUGAGUAUCACAGAGCUGAUGGCAGCAAGCAGGGUGGACCAGCAGCAGCUGCUGGGCUCAGAGGAGACUGGCUUACAGGAGCACACUGAGGAGAACUGCCUCUACUGUGUGGGCUGCAAGGUGCUGGGCUGCAACACGCACACCCCAACACAGAGCCGGCCAGACUAUGCCGAUGCUCCAUAUUCUGAGUGGUGCAGCCAGCCCAUGCACAACCACCUUGAGGUAAUGCCCCAGUCCAAGUUCUCAGGGGUGUCUGGAUGCAGUGAUGCUGUGUCCCAGGGCUCUGCUGGGAGCACCCGCAGUACAGAGCUGGUUUUAGGCGUUAAGACCAUUCCAGAAGAUGCUCCAGCUUGCAGAGUCCUGCUGCGAAAAGAGGUGCUCCGUCUGGUCAUCAACCUUAGCUCAUCAGUAGGAACCAAGGGCCAUGAGACUGGACUGCUCACGAUCAAGGAAAAGUUCCCUUAUGCGUUUGAUGACAUCUGCCUGUACUCUGAAGUUUCUCACCUGCUGGCUCACUGCAUGUUCAGACUAGCUUCUCGACGCUUCAUCCAGGAGCUGUUCCAAGAUGUUCAGUUUAGUCCGCUUUUUGAGGAGGCUGAAAGCAUCCUGUCAAUGCCGCCAAAGUCUACCACUGUAGAUCCUGCACCAGAAUCUUGAUUUACUCAAGUUCUACAGCUUCAGCUUGCUGUUCGCCUCCUCUUCUUCACCCAGUACCCCUAUUCAUUCCACUGGCCUGGCCCUGAAUUUAGGAAGAUGGAGGCAUUAAGAGGUAAUAUGAGGAUAUGGAACAGGCACAGGGUGAACAGCAAAGACAAAAUAUGGACAGCUGUUGCUGAAUGUGUAUGAAGAAAUCGGUACGGCAUGUUAAGGAAACAGGAUUGACGAACUUUCUGCCUGAACAAAAAGCCUGAAAUCAAGACUGGAAUCUCUUUAAAGCCCUGUCAAUGGAAGAUGUAACCAAAAUAUAGUGUUUGACCCACCGUAAAAAGCACUGACAAUACGGUGUAAUAAAAUUUAGAAGCUGAACUAUAAAAGAAAGAAAAAUAAUAUCGCAUCUUGAAAGAAGAAAUGCUGAAAGAAUACAAGAUGCUGGUUAUGUUCCUAUAUCAGUUCUGCACAGUUGUGAUUGUCCUUAACUAGGGGCCAAUGCAAACAGACUGAAACAACUCAAGCAUGUUUUCUAACUCUUCCCUCAGUGGAUACUUCAGCUUUGAUUUUAACACUACAAGAUUCCAGUGGUUUGUAUCAGAUCUCUCUGUCACUAAUUUCAUUCAUGUGUAUAAAGAAAUAAGCAGUGAGCCUGUAAUUGAAGCAUUCAUUGAAAACAAGUGUAAGACACCCAAAUGUAAGACAAUCAUCAAUUAGUAGUCCAACUGACUGGCAUGGAUUAAUGUUCUAAAACGUGCCCUUGAUGAGGUUUUUGUCUAAUACAUUUGAACAAGAUGAAUAAAUACAGAGGCUCAAGUUAGAAAACCUGUUUAUGGUGAAAUGUGUUCAUCAAAGCCAUGGUCAGGAUGGUUUUAGGGCUGAUUAGAUGUCAAAUGGUUCCUUUAAUCUGCUCAGACUACAUACAGUGAACUGUACCAUCUUGUUUCUCCUAUCAGAAGUAUGAAAAAUAUGCAGUAAUGAGAGUUGAUCAUCCUGACUGGGACUUUAUGUACUUAGAUUUUUUGGCCCUAUUUCUUGCUCUUUAUUUUCAGUUGUGUCUAUAUUGACAAAAUACAUUUUGUAAGACUUUGCCACUUCUGCAAAAAACAGUGUCCUCACCACUUCCCUACAACAGGCUAGUAUCAACACUGAGAAUCUUACCUACUUUACCAACUGAACUGUCUGGUCCUAAAUAUUCAUAAAAAUGUACGUAGUAUAUUUAUGAAUAUUAGAAUGUUGACAGUUACAUUGAAAAGUUGGAACUGUCCUGUUGCAGGAAAAUGUUGUAGAAUGAGACUUUAUGAAAAUGGACAGGAGGAGAGGCUUGGUUCACCAAGAAAAAUUCACACUAUCCCCCUUCACUCCAAAAUCACUAUUUUCAGUCCCUGAGUUUUGCGUCUUUAGUUUAGAAGUGGAGCUGCAUGGCUAAUGUAGUUAACAUGUAAUGGAAAUCAUUUAGGCAAUGCAGAUUUCUGUUAUAACUUUGCAGCUCCAGUGCGAAAACAAUGAAACAAGUCAAAUGUGAGACACCAAACAAGUUUUAGUUGAUCAACUACGAUUGGUGUAAGACAUAAAAGUUUGUUACUUCCAGUUAUGUUUGAUUUUUCCGGUUAACAAUUCCUUCUACAUCUGGAUGGCAAACCCCCAGAAUGAUUUGGUUUGAAAAUGAUAUCCUUUUAAAUGUAAAGGAGCUUUAAAUGGGUGAAUAUCAUUCCACAAAUUUCAGUUUAUAGUGUCUUAUGAUUAGAUAAUUGUCUUAAUAUUUAUCAGACAUCAACCAUAAACCUUCAAAAGGUUCCUGACCAGAAAAUGGCUUUUUGUUUCACCUUCAGCAGAGCUUUUGAAAAAUGCAUGAUAUUUAUUGGCUCAGAGCUGCUGGACAAAAACUUCAUCAAGCUGCUUUAAGUGAGUCUUGCCAAGGUGCAAAUUUCAUCAUUCGCGAUUCAAUUGUCAUCUUCAUGAAAUCGACUUGCUUCUUCUCGUUGUAGCAUAUUUGUAACCAUAACAUUAAACUGACAGGAAAUUAUUAGAGUGUAGAAUGUGGAGUAGUGAGGGGAAAAUAAGCAUUUGUGCCUUUUUCUUCAUAUCAUAAUAAGUUUCCCAAAAACUUUGAAAUCGCAUUUUGAAUAUCUCAUAGCACUCCUCAAAUGUAGCAAAAAAAGCAAAACAUUAAGUAUAAAAUUAUUGACUAUAAGUUUGGAGCUUUAGUGUAUUAUUCUGGCUGUUAUUAUUUCAUCAGGCUGCCAGAAACCGCUGACAAGCACCCAUUUUUAAAAGAGUAAGCUAGUACUGCAUAGUGUGAUAUGAUUGCUGUGUCAGCCUGAUUUCCUUCUAGAAACAUGAAUUCUUUUAAUCAGAACCCAUUUCUAGCUUGCAGUGGUCUAAGUUGGCACUAAGGCAGAUUUUAUUCAACAGGAUUUAUUUUUUACAGAUGUGGUCAAAUUAUAGCCUUUACAUAAUGGCCAUUACAUAACAAAGACACAACCAUGCUUUACUCUCUCAGAUUUAGUUUCAGUGGAGCGCUGCAUGCAGCCUUCUUGGUUGUGAUGAAGCCACGACAAUGCCUUUCGUCCGCUCAGUUCCUCAUUCUAGUCUUGGAGCGGUUCAUUAGUUGUUCAUCAGAUAAAGGCUGAUUGCUAACACGGUUCCACCUUGUUCUCUCAAUGAGUGCAUGGUCCGUAUCUGAAUAAUUUUAUGCAAUGUGCCUGUUGAUUCCAAAUAAAUUAUUUUGGUAUUGUAAUUGGUUUUAUUGAAAUAGAACGAUGACAUUGUUUGCUUCGUUUUGGCUGGACCAGUCAUGCUAUUUAGGCAACUUUAAUUAUUUUGCCUUAUUUUUUGGAUUAGCUUUAAUCCUGUUAGACUUAAUGAACUUGUCAAGGCUUCUUUUUUAUUUAUUAUAGAUUCUAAUAAAUCAGCCUCUUUGUCUGCCUUGGAUUUUCCCUGAAACAUCAGGUUUUUAUCAUUUUUGAAGUGUGUGCAUUGUAACGUAAGUUAUGACUCUUAAAUCGCCGGCAAUAAUAACAGUCCUUCCUUGUGUGGUUUUGCAUAUGUGUUCUUUUGUUUUUUUUUUGUUUUUUUUAAAUAAUUGAUUUUAUUCCUAUUGGCUGCCUCAUGAGAUGGAUGAGCUGAUUUGGAGCCGGACAGAUAAAGAGCAUGUAGAUAUGGAGGAUCCUCUCCUUUUUUUUUUUUUUGUUUUCCCUCACACUGAAAAUAGAAACUGUGUAUGGAUUGUUAACGUUCUAGAAAGUGGCCCCCUUAUAAAGUAUUGUAGCCGGAGGAUGUGCUUGUGAAAGCAGCAUUUUAAGUUGGUUUAAAAUAAGGAACGUCUGAACUGAUUCGCUUAAAAUGUUAUUUCCCCUUUAUCAGUGUUGACAAAAAACCAGUGUUACGUUCUCUUCCCUUGACUGUGAUGCUGGUACUUACUGCAUGAGACAUUUUUGAGCGUGUUUUUGCGCUGGUGGUUAAAGUGCCAGAGAAUACAAGAUACUAAAUUAUAGCCAAUAUUUAGCCUUUAAUUUCUGGGGCCGGAUUCUGAAUAUGUUGCAAGGGUUUUUCCUCCAUUGCUCCUGGUGGAGGAAAUGGUGAAAAUGUUUUUUUUUUAUUUUAUUUUAUUUUAAUGUACAUUUGUGUCAUGUAAAACAAAAAUGAUGCACCUUCCAUUCUUUUCUCUGAAGUGCACUCAUGAUUUUGCAGAGCACUGUAUUAAAUUUAUUAAGCACCAUUUAAUAUUAAGAUUGCAGAAAUGGAUGCAAGAAGUGUUAUUUAUAUUUUUCCUUAAGGAAAAAAAAAACAUCUCUCAGAAAGCUGUACAUACUUGUAAUGUUACCUUUUCCCUAAUUGUGGUCUCCCUUGUAUAGUUCAGUGUUUGUUUUGGGCAUUAGCAAAGAGCCUUGAGAAACAAUCUUAUGAAAAGGAUGCAUUGUUAAUAAAAUAUACGUGAAAUUCA